ACGAUUGAUGGCAUUUUUCGCAUUUUCUUUUCCCCACCUUGCCGGCUGCACACUUCCUUUUUACUCGCUCGUUCGCUCGAUUUACACAACUGCCGUUCGGUUUUUCUGUGCAAAUUUUCAGCGUGUAUUUCUCAACUAAAAUAUCAGACGUUAUCUAAAUAAUCACAAUGUCCGACGAAUCGUUUUAUGGUGUUACACUUUCUGGUCAAGAUAGCACGGUGACCUGGGAUGUACUCUCGAAUGAUGAAGAUUUUCCCCGUGGGCAGAGGCUUAUUAUUAAACAAAUCCUUCUGGGCGCUGAGGCGAAAGAAGACGAAUUUAACGUUGUUGAGGUUCACACUGUGAAGGACUCACUUAAAAUCCCCAUCGCUGUGUUAAAAGCUGGCGAAACACGCGCAGUAAAUCCCGAUGUGGAAUUCUUCGAAACAUCGGUGACAUUCAAGUUGAUAAAAGGCAGCGGACCAGUUUACAUUAUGGGACAAAACAUCAAGGACGACGUUGUCGACAUCGAGGAUGAAGAGACCGAUGAGGAGACUGGCGAGGAAGAAGAGGAAGAGGCACAACCACAAAAGAAGAAGCAAAAAGUGGAAAAUAAUUCAGAUAGCAAAAAUGCUAAAAAUAAGAAGAAAUAAACAAGUUUUUAGCUGUCACAAAAACAAAACAAAAACAAUCCUUACAUUCUUCAAAUUUAUAAUUGACUAAGCUAACUGCAUAAAAGAAAAAACAACAAGAAGAAAUAUCGAUUAUAUAAGUAUAAUUAUUUCAGUUCCUUUGUUAGGUAUCUUUAUUUUUUAUGCUUUGGAUCACUAAAUGAUUUCACUCCAGUCUCCAGUCUUCGGUCUCCGGUGACUCCAACAUAUUUAAAUAUAUAUAUAUAUAUGCAACUAAUAUUCCAAAGUACAUAAUGUACUUUGAUAAGAAAGUAUGAAUGAGCGCAUCAGUCGAUCAGAGUCUGUACCCAGCCGUUAUUUUUGCCAGACGAAUGCAAGAACUGACUCCACUUAAUCUCCCUCAACGUUCGACACUACUAGUUUUAGACAACGCAAGAAAGGCGUUUUAAUUAAAUGUUUAGGAAACCUACUAAAAAAAUUAGUUUACGCUGUUAAUAUAAAUAAAUCAGCGAUUUGGCAGGGAUGCUUUUCUAUAGGCACUGAGUAAUAACCAUUGAAACAUAAUUCCAUAUAUUCAACUUAUUCAAUAUUAAAUAUAAUACGUAAUUUGAAUGCAAA
Ceratitis capitata (Mediterranean fruit fly) is the source of this 1229-nucleotide messenger RNA. Its product is annotated as nucleoplasmin-like protein. NCBI's taxonomy places the organism in Eukaryota, Metazoa, Arthropoda, Insecta, Diptera, Tephritidae. Gene Ontology annotation, molecular function: histone binding; chromatin binding; RNA binding. Gene Ontology annotation, biological process: chromatin remodeling. Gene Ontology annotation, cellular component: nucleolus; cytoplasm; nucleoplasm. Bases 168 to 632 code for a protein of 154 amino acids. The transcript is spliced from 3 exons. The record is from RefSeq and is a predicted model, not a curated record.